AUGGCCGAUAAACGAGAAUCAGUAUCAAACACACCAAAGAAAAAAAGAAAGACAAGAGGAGACCAUUUCAAACAGCGUUUUCGCAAAACUUUUAAUAUGGUGUUGGAAGAAGAACAAACAACCAACCUUCAAGAACAUAACUAUUUCACAGCCUGCGUCCCUCCUUCAAAUUUACCACAGAGACAUUUUUGCCAUGUGUGUGGAUUCCCGUCAAAUUAUACAUGUGUUUCAUGUGGUGCUCGCUUCUGCUGUGUUAAAUGUUUAGGAACCCAUCAGGAUACAAGAUGUCUAAAAUGGACAGUAUGAGUUAACACAUCAAACUCAAUAUGCGAGAAGAUGAGAUUUGAUCACUGCUAUUGCGCUACAACUUAUCAACAUCACACAGAGACUCAUCAAGUUGUCAAUGUUGUUUAUUCAAUCAACAAAAAUGUGUUAUAGACAUGAGGUACCAUUGUGUUCUAGAGACAUUUUUAGGACACAUACUGUAUCUUUGAUCAGUGAAUUGUUAUCAAUUUGAUUUCUUAAAACACUCAAAAUCACUCUGCUUCUCUGAACAGUUACAAGAGCCAAUUUAAAACAAAGUGCAAGCUUGUACUGUAGGCAUGUUCACACAAGUUAGGCCAGGUACUCACUGUGCCAUGGUUGUUAGCAGACGCGAUCCUUUGCAGAAAGGAAUGCCACGACGCAUGCGCAACGAAUCAUUUUUAAUGACUGUUCAUUCAGGCUGUCACUGACAAUCAGCAGACAGCGUCGCAUCGUCUAACGCUCACAGGGAACAGAGUUGAAUUUAUUGUACUGCGGUCGCACAACACAUAGUGCCCGGCUUUAGAAUAAGCUAUGAAGAAGCAGUUGUCUUGUCAUAAGCCCUGGGUAGUGCCCAUGAAGACACUCUGUUACAACAGACAGUAAACUGUUAAGGAGUAGUAUGUCUCAGAGUAAGAGCUGUUCAGACAUAUUUUCUUCUGAGCUCGCAAGUCAAUAACGCUUUUAUUAUGACCUCCCAUUUUUCAGAAUGAGUGGCAAAACAGCAUUUCCUGUGAUGUGUAAAUAUUUAUUAGACACAAUUUUUAAAUAUUUAUUUUCGAGAAUUUAAGUACAAUAUUUGUUCAUUGGCAAAAGAAGUGGUACUUUUUACCUCCUGAAAAUAUAUCCGGUAAACUGCUUUAUCUAUGUAUUAUUUUAUACAUUUUCAUCCCUCCACCUACAAUUUUAAACAGGAAAUUGAGAGUAAGACCUCUCUUGAAGUACUUUCUAACCAAAGAUCUUAUAAACACAAGAUAUAGUUCUCCGCGAUUUACGCGUGCAAAUUCUGUAAUAAUGCAUGAAAAGCGCCCUCUUGCAAAAUUGAAAACUUUUGAACCUUGACCGCUCUGACCAUAGCGUACACGUAACAAUUAGUAGCGUCCGAUUUACAAUGCGCCCUCUCUUUAAAACGCAAGGAACGAACUUAUGGCCUAACGCAAACACCCUAUUUUAGAUCCAUGGCAAUGACUAGGACGCCCUCUCCCAAAACUAUUACUUUUCUGUGCCAAAUCGACGCUUCUAUUUGUUACGCGUAAAUCACGGAGAACGCUAUCUUGUGUUUAUAAGGUCUUUGUUUCUAACAUGCUAGUCAAGCCUCCACAAUGUGGAACAAAAUCUAUACAUUUGACAGCACACUGCCAUGAGACUUCCAAACCAGAUUUUAAAACAAAUCACUUCAUUAAAAUAUUAAUACUGUUACUGUAAUCAAUACCCAUCAAUAAUAAGAUAAAAUGCAAAAAUGUGCUGAAUAAAUUGUUAAAAUAGACAAUUCAC
Anneissia japonica is the source of this 1797-nucleotide messenger RNA. RefSeq names its product zinc finger HIT domain-containing protein 1-like. The coding region runs from base 1 to 306 and encodes 101 amino acids. Gene Ontology annotation, molecular function: nucleosome binding. The transcript is spliced from 4 exons. Gene Ontology annotation, cellular component: Swr1 complex. Lineage: Eukaryota; Metazoa; Echinodermata; Crinoidea; Comatulida; Comatulidae. The record is from RefSeq and is a predicted model, not a curated record. Gene Ontology annotation, biological process: chromatin remodeling.